CCAGGGUUAAGAUGAAGCACAAACAAACAGGCAGGGUAAAGGUGAGGCUGGAACUACGCCUGUAAAAUUUGAGAAAGUUAAACAGAAAAUGACUGAAUGAUAAACCAGUGAGAGGCUGAUUCGCUUCAUUUCAACCUACUAGAAACAAAAUGUUCCGGCAGAAGCUUUUAAUUUGGUGAAUUCUUAAGAAUAAAUGUGCUUCCUCCAAUAAAAUACAACUAAGAACUGUGUCUUAAAGACAAUUAACUCUCGUUUCUGCGACACAAACUUCCAGCUGCUGCUGCAGAGCGACACUUCAGAACUGAAAAUGUGUGACAGUUUUAUUUAGAGAAGUCCUUCCACGCAGGAUUUGAGUUGAUGAGCAGCUUAAGGAUUUGGUAAUUACUCGCCAGCCAGUCGAUCAUCAAGCUGCAAGCAGAGGCAGACAAAUGAGGCUAAAAAGGAUUAAAGAAAUCCCCUUAUGCUGCUUUUUGUUUUCCAGGAUUUCCGCUGUUUGAAAUGAUUUGCUUAUAAAGAAAAAAAGGAGGGGGGGCAGUAUUUUCCUUUUCUGUUUAAAUGUAUUUAUUUUUUCAGACAUUUACUAGUUAGUACUUUUAUUGCGUAAAUAUUUCAAUCAUUUUGUACUUGAGCAGCUCCAACACAGCACAUUUCAUCUUUAUAUAUUUAACACAGGCCUCUGGCUUUCUUACUUUGGCUGUUUCUGUCCUCGUCUCCUCUAUUUAUCAAGUUCUAAACAAGGUUAUCUAAUCAACUUGACUUUUAUUUUGAAGCAGUCGCUCCCUGCUGUGUGCUGGUUUCCUGUCAGCCCUUGUUCACACCUGAUUUGAGUUUGUGUGUCGUCAAAACUGCUUCUUGCUUGUCGCUACUUUUCUCAGGAUCAUCUUAAAGGGUCUGAAAAACUAGAUUGUAAAUCUGAAAAAAAAGUGAAAAUUUGAACCGUUUUCAGAAUUUCACAGGGUAAAACUUGAAGAAAAUGUUAAAAAAGAGAAAGUUAGCUUUUUAGUUCUCGUUUGGUAAUGUAACUGAACCUUUUACGUGUGUGGCAGCUCAAACUACAGCUUUACAAAAAUGUGCUUCAAAUUUUGGUUCAGACAGUUGAUGAAGCUGCAGUUUUAUCAUAAAUGGAGAUUUUCUUUCUGCUCCCAUUGACCCACAUGUCCUCCAUCGUCUUGAAGGUUUCCUGGAUUACAAGACAUUCAUCCCAUCAAACACCCCCCCUUCAAACCUUUUUUGGGUCCCCAAACCGGACUUGAAGCACUAGCGGAGCCCUCUUGGGUGGUCCGUGUCCAUGGAGGGUCGUAGAGAGGGGCAGCUGCAUCUUAAGAAGAGCUAAAGUCUGUUUUGAAGUUCUGUUGCGGCUAGAACGGGACGUCGUGAAAAUGGUAUUGUCGUGCCUAAGAGAUGGUGCCGGUUAAAGUGCGUCUGACAGACUCUCACCACAAACGGCCAAAUCUCUUCCCAUCUUCCAGCAGCUGAGACCUUCACAGACGGCCAUCGCACUCAGAGUCUAGGCUGUCUGGAGGAACGCAGAACUCAGGAUGUGGUUCAUCCACCUGCGGAGGCACCUCGAGUCUCAUCCAGCAAUCUAACCCACGAUCGCAGCCAGGCGUGCAAACGUUCUACAAAACCUGGACCAAACGAGCUGCAGUUCAUUCUCCUCGACUCAAACCAAAGCUGACUGAAUUGAGGUCAAAAUGACUGUGGGGCGUUUGCAACCCAUUUUAAAUUCCUCUUCAGCUGAAAGCAGCCAAUCAGAGGAGCUGACGUUAACAAGAAGCAGUGCUUCAUUGCUGUGAAGGUGGUGCAGCCCUACAGGGUGGAGAGCACCAACGGCACUGCACGGAUCCGGUGUACCUUCCACCCGGAGAUGAACCUAGAAGAUCUCAGAGUGACUCUGCUCAGAGGUCUCCACGGCCAUCAGGAGCUCUGCUCCUUCUUCCUUAACCUCACAGGCCAAACGGAGACUCAUGGAGGGAGACCAGGACAGGUGCAGUGCUCAGGUCAAACUGCAGAUGGCGCAGUGGAGGUCACCCUGUCUGAUCUGAAAGCUGCAGACACAGACGUCUACCGCUGCAAGAUUCAAACCUUCUACCCGCCUCCGUACCUGCAGCUCACUGGAAACGGCACGCUCAUCCAUGUGAUAGAGCAUCCGGACUGUCCUUCUGUGAAUGCACAGAGACGGCAUGAGGAGGGGGAGAAGGAGGCGACGCUGGCAGCAGCCAGCACUCCUGUGGCUGUUCUGGUGACGGUGAUCAUCUGCGUCCUAGUGAUCAUCAUCUACCUUCAGAUUCUUCAGUGUGAGCGAAACAGGAGGGAGGUGGUGAGGAAACCGCUGCCUUUUGUUCAUCACAGACCCAAUCCAAGCUCAUUUCUGACCAAGAGCAUUGUAUGAGCAUUCACAAACCGGUGCACGUGUGCACACUUAUGUACUUGUCAAGUACCAAAUCCUGUUUACAUUCUGGUAAACACAUGUUGUAUUGAAGCUGCAGCUUUGUUCAGGUGGGAGUACCAUGUACAGAUUUAUCACUCAUACUGAGAUGGAUCAGAUUAUUGAUCUCAAUGAAGUAGGAAACUUGUUCAUCAGAACUGCUUUUGAUCAUGUAAUUAUGUAGCAUUUCUUGAAAAUAAAGUGGAAAUAUCUUUA
Molecule: messenger RNA, 2644 nt
Organism: Oryzias latipes (Japanese medaka)
Lineage: Eukaryota; Metazoa; Chordata; Actinopteri; Beloniformes; Adrianichthyidae
Source: RefSeq, a predicted model, not a curated record